Molecule: messenger RNA, 534 nt
Organism: Empidonax traillii (willow flycatcher)
Lineage: Eukaryota; Metazoa; Chordata; Aves; Passeriformes; Tyrannidae
Gene: CDC26
Product: cell division cycle 26
Exons: 4
Coding region: 156-494 (112 amino acids)
Biological process (GO): regulation of mitotic cell cycle; protein K11-linked ubiquitination; anaphase-promoting complex-dependent catabolic process
Cellular component (GO): anaphase-promoting complex
Source: RefSeq, a predicted model, not a curated record
AGCAGAGCGCGGGACACGCGAGGCACGCCGGGAGGUGCAUUGCCCGCUAAAGGCGGGACGCGCGGGGCACGCCGGGAGGAGCGGCGGGAACGCUGAGGGCGGGAUCGCUCGGGCCGGUCCCGGUGCCCAUCCCGGUGCCGCUGUCGCCGGUCGCGAUGCUCCGUCGGAAGCCGACGCGGCUGGAGCUGAAGCUGGACGACAUCGAGGAGUUCGAGAGCGUGCGGAAGGAGCUGGAGGGCCGCAGGAAGCAGCGCGACGAGGCCGAGGCGGCGGCGGGCGGGGAGGAGGCGGCGGCGCUGGCGCUGGGCACGGAGCACAAGAGCCGCGAGCAGCUCAUCAACGAGCGCAUCGGUUCCUCAUUCCACCUCUGUGUCACCUCAGCUGCCCUGGUUUGUCACCUUGGGAAUGGAGCCCCAGGAUCGGGGCUGCUUGGACCAAAGGUCACCAAGUAUUUCCUUAUGGAUGGUGCCAUGCAAAGCCCAAAGGGAGGGUGAUUUCUUCCAGCACAUCCCUGGAUUUGCCCCCAUCAGUGCC